Molecule: messenger RNA, 1110 nt
Organism: Tremella mesenterica DSM 1558
Lineage: Eukaryota; Fungi; Basidiomycota; Tremellomycetes; Tremellales; Tremellaceae
Exons: 8
Biological process (GO): translational initiation
Cellular component (GO): eukaryotic translation initiation factor 2B complex
Molecular function (GO): translation initiation factor activity; guanyl-nucleotide exchange factor activity
Source: RefSeq, a predicted model, not a curated record
UCUGCGGUCCUUUCCUCACCUAGAGGAUUCGACGUUGUUCAGGCGUACAACCGAGCAUUGGAAGAUGACCAAAUCCCUCAUCCCAUAGCUGCUAUACUUGCUUUGGUCGAAUUGAUGGAAACUUCCACUGCAUCCACCAUUUCAGGUCUUGCAACGGAGCUCAUGCAUGCUCGUCAAACGUUGAUCGAAACUCAAGCCAGUUUGGGAGUCAGAGCAGGUUGUCAACUCUGGGAAAGGUUCUUCGCUCUUUCCGCGGGAUCAGAGGAAUUCCCAGCUUACAAACGAUCUUUAAUCACCCAAGGGAGAUCUUUCUGUUUGGUAACUGCUCCUCAAUGUAGGGAAAAGAUUGCCAAUUUGGCUGUGGGGUUUAUCAAAGAUGAUUGUACGAUCUUGACACAUUCGUAUUCGAGACCCGUAGUUCAGACCAUUUUGAGAGCACACAGGCAAAACAGACGUCUCAAAGUUUAUGUGACAGAAGCACGGCCAGCUUGUACAGGACUACGCACUCACCAGAUCCUCACUGCUGCAGGAGUCCCAUGCACCGUAGUCUUGGAUUCUGCAGUGGCUUACAUCAUGGAAAGGGUCGAUAUGGUCAUGGUGGGUUCUGAAGCGGUAGUAGAGAGUGGAGGUCUCGUGUCCGCCGUCGGUACCUACCAAAUAGCUCUUGUCGCCAAAUCGAUGCAAAAACCUUUUUACGCUUUAGCCGAAUCAUAUAAAUUCCUACGUCAUUACCCUCUAUCUCAAACCGAUCUGCCGAUCCCUCGUCUAGCUUCGGCAGAAAUCCAAACACCUCUUUCUUUCCCUUCUUCAUUUUCUACCUCUCAACCCGUUCGUCCACAUACACCCCUUUCGCAAGUAUCUCCCAUCAAACAAAGUCAUCCGAUAUCAAAUGAAGAUCUCAGCACCAACGAAAGGAAUGAAUUCGAUAAAUCCGACACACAGAGGAAAGAUGAGAAGAAUGUAUUGAGGAUGUCAGAGGAAAUGAUCGCCAUGAAUCCAAAAGUGGACGUUACGACCCCUGAUUUGAUAGAUUUUAUCAUUACGGAUUUAGGAGCACCUUUGAGUCCGACUUCUGUCAGUCAAUAUCUCGUUGCGCAAUUUUCAUCUUGA